Molecule: messenger RNA, 347 nt
Organism: Ctenocephalides felis (cat flea)
Lineage: Eukaryota; Metazoa; Arthropoda; Insecta; Siphonaptera; Pulicidae
Product: epidermal retinol dehydrogenase 2-like
Exons: 2
Cellular component (GO): lipid droplet
Molecular function (GO): oxidoreductase activity, acting on the CH-OH group of donors, NAD or NADP as acceptor
Source: RefSeq, a predicted model, not a curated record
AUGUAUCCAUCGCACCGAAUUCCGCCCAUACCUGAAACGAUAUGGGAAGCAGUCCGUGACGUAUUAGUAUUUCUAGCCUGGUCCGUGUGGUAUAUUUGCGAAUCGUUGUUUUUGACCAUUUUACCAGAUAGCCUGAGACCAGGAGUCAAUUUAAAAGACAAAGUCGUACUCAUCACAGGUGGUAGUGGCGGAGUUGGCAGACAGCUCGCCAAGGAGUUUGCCAAGAAAGGCUCUAAAGUCGUCUUGUGGGAUAUAAACAAGACAGGAUUAGAAGAGACCGUUGAAUCUUUGGCACAUGAGGAUACAAAGUGCAAACUAACGUUUGCGAUGUUACUGAUCGAGAAGCA